GCGACCGCGGCGGGAGGCGCGCGAGUGUUGUGUGUGUUGUGUUGACAGUGCCGAUGGCGCGAUAAUGUAGAGAUGUGCGCGCCGGCGACCGCGGCGCUGUUCCUGGCCGCGCUCUCCGCCCUGCCCUGUCGAGGUUCAGACGCCGACGUCUCCACUACGGCGAAUACGAAGUUAGAAAAGAAAUCCCUGCCAAUUCUCAACAAAGUCUACCGAAUGCUGCAUUCGACAACUCUUGAGCCAGUGUACAAUUUCACAAACUUAGAUUUCACUGAUUUUGACACUAAGCCGUGCUGUCAAACGAAAGAGAUGGAUACUAAAGGAAGAAAGAGACGGGUUGUGAAUAUAAAUCGAAUAAAUGAAAAUGUCACGUUCAAUAUGGAGUCCACGACUGCCUAUAGUCCUAUUUCGCUGGAGAGACGACGCAGGCCGGGCGAGACGGGCUCAAGCGCUCCUCUUCUCAAUUAUAUAUUUGAUACGUAUUCUAAUUCACAUCAGCAUAGAAAUGAAAGGCCAGGCAACGGCAACAGCAUCUACGUGGCUACGGGGCCGGAGAUAGAGGCGCUGGUGGGCUCCACUGCGCAGCUGGACUGCAAGGUGGACGCGCUGCAUGAUAAACUGGUAUCGUGGGUGCGGCGGAAAAAUGACGAGGAGCCGAUGAAAUUGCUCACCACGGGCACGCAGCUGUACACCGCCGACGACAGGUAUUCCGCCCGUUUCAUCCCGCCGGACAUCUGGCGACUGGAGGUGCGGCAGGUGAGACCGUCGGACGAGGCCUACUACGACUGUCAGCUGUCCGCACACCCGCCGCGCACUGCACGGGUCACGUUGAGAGUGCCAGAAGUGUCAGUCCGAAUAGUUGACGGAGCGGGGGCGGAGGUUUCAGAACAGGUCUGCGAAGUCGGCAGUACGGUGGCGCUUCGCUGCGAAGUGAGGGGGCUCCGCAUGGAAGGUGGACCCUCGCUGCUGUGGUACCGCCGGGAUCUGCUCCUUAAUGAUGACACCACGAGGGGUGGUAUCAGUGUCCGAACAGAGUUCGGUUCAAACGGCGCAAACUCUGUGCUGCGAGUUGCACGGGUGCGGGCUGAUGAUGCCGGUCUGUACUCGUGCACCGUCGCCCGCGCGCCGCCCCCCGCGCCGCCGCCCGCCCAAGUCACGCUGCACAUUAUCAAAGGAGAGAGUUUGGCAGAACUUCAUCAGGGGGCAGAGUCCACGUCAACGUCAAAAUGGCUGCUCCUGAUUCCAGCGAUACACCUGAUUUUACAUACAUUAUUGUAAUACUAUAUAAAUUGUUCAUUUUUAA
Messenger RNA from Aricia agestis (brown argus), 1300 nucleotides. RefSeq names its product vascular endothelial growth factor receptor 3-like. The transcript has 9 exons. NCBI's taxonomy places the organism in Eukaryota, Metazoa, Arthropoda, Insecta, Lepidoptera, Lycaenidae. Gene Ontology annotation, cellular component: neuron projection membrane. Bases 73 to 1275 code for a protein of 400 amino acids. Gene Ontology annotation, biological process: synapse organization. The record is from RefSeq and is a predicted model, not a curated record.